AAUUAUAUAAUGUUAGAAAUUGCUAGGGAAAAAAUUGCAAAACACAUCAGUCAAAUGACGAUGAAAACUGCAGCACCUAAAACUGCAGUUUGAGGUGCUUUUCAAUGGAUCCGGGCGGGUGGUCGGUUGAAUCGGUCAGACCAUCAAAAUCAAGAAUCGGUCACCAAACCGGUUCAACUAUUGCAACUGUUAGCUCCGCAAUUUGCGCCCCCUUAUCUGCCGACGAUAUAAUGGGGUAGGCAAUUGCACAUUUUUUAGUAUGCUUGACAGCUAUGGUUGGCUGGGCAAAUUUUGAGUUUUUCAAAAUUUUGGCACUCCACUUUUUGACCUCUCCAACUCCUUAAUUUUGCACUAUGCUUUAGAGCAAUUAUGAGUUUUGGAAUUUUGGCACUACACUUUUUGACAACUCCUUAAUUUUCCACUAUGCCUGAGAGCAAUUAUGAGUUUUGGAAUUUUGGCACUACACUUUUUCACAACUCCUUAAUUUUCCACUAUGCCUGAGAGCAAUUAUGAGUUUUGGAAUUUUGGGCACUACACUUUUUGACAACUCCUUAAUUUUCCACUAUAUUUGAGAGCUAUGGUUGGGUAGGCAAUUGGACAUUUUCGACCAUGCGUGAGAGCUAUGGUUGGGUAGGCAAUUAUGAGUUUUCAAAACUCUUCUAGAUCUUGUUCCAAUAGGCCUUUUUUUAAAAAAAUUAUUUCGUUAAA
Molecule: messenger RNA, 708 nt
Organism: Rubroshorea leprosula
Lineage: Eukaryota; Viridiplantae; Streptophyta; Magnoliopsida; Malvales; Dipterocarpaceae
Source: the annotation of a GenBank genome assembly